This is a messenger RNA of Triplophysa rosa, 3905 nucleotides long. RefSeq names its product transcription elongation regulator 1a (CA150) (gene tcerg1a). The transcript has 21 exons. Gene Ontology annotation, molecular function: transcription coregulator activity; RNA polymerase binding. Gene Ontology annotation, cellular component: nucleus. The record is from RefSeq and is a predicted model, not a curated record. NCBI's taxonomy places the organism in Eukaryota, Metazoa, Chordata, Actinopteri, Cypriniformes, Nemacheilidae. Bases 18 to 3065 code for a protein of 1015 amino acids.
UUUAUUGUUUUUCAGUGAUGGCGGAGCACACAGAUACAGAAAGCAUUGGCCUUGCCGCUAACAGCAUGGCUCAGCAGCCAGCACUACGGUUCCCAACCGCUGCUCCUCCUCCUGCUAACCCCGCCUCCCGCAGACAACCGUUACUGAGCACCCCCGUGCCUCCUUUUGCCAUGAUGAGGGGUCCUCCACCCCCAGCCCAACCUCCCUUUGGACGAAUUCCUUUUGAUCCCAGUGUUCCCCCACCCAUGGGUGCCCCACCUUUACAGAGAGCACCAUUCAUGCCCCCGCCAGGAGCAUCCAUGCCACCUCCGCCUGGCAUGAUUUUCCCACCAGGAAUUCCUCCUGCAGCCUCUCCUGCUCCACCUUCCCUGACCUCGACAGAGGAGAUCUGGGUGGAGAACAAGAGUCCAGAAGGAAAGGUGUAUUAUUAUAACGCACGUACACGGGAGUCAGCCUGGACGAAGCCUGAAGGUGUGAAGGUGAUCCAGCAGGCCGAGCUGGGUCCGCUAAUGCUGAGUCAGGUGGCUGCAGCCGCAGCUGGCGCUGCUAACACCGGGCCCGGCCCAUCUCCCGGCAUCCCAGCUUCUCUCAGCAGCACCACAACCUCGCAUAGCUCUCACACCCCCAUAAGCUCCGCCCCUUCCCCCAGCAUCACUGCAGCCUUGCCCCUCCUCCCGACACCUGGAUCAGUCCCAGAGGUCGUGGAAAUGUCGGCUGUUGUGACCACAACCCCCACUGCCCUGCCAGCCCAAUUAGCAGCUGUCAAUCCCCCAACGGUUACGGUCGCCAUGACGACAGGACCGCCGCCCCUGCCUAUGGCAUUGCCCCACACUGUGCCACAGCAAGCAGCUCCAAUGCCGGGAUUCCCUCCUGUCAUGGUGCCCCCCUUCAGAGUGCCUUUGCCCGGCAUGCCUAUUCCACUUCCCGGUGUAGCAAUGAUGCAGAUAGUAAGCUGUCCCUAUGUAAAGACUAUCUCUCCUACCAAAAACGGUAUGCUCCCUGGCAUGGCACCACCCUUAGUUCCCAUGAUGCCCCCUCAUAUGGCGAUGGCAGCCAGACCCUCAGGAUUGCCUGGAGGUAUGGGUACAUCGGACUGGGUUGAGUUCAGAACGCCGGAGGGAAAGUUCUACUAUUUUAACAGACACACGCAGGAGACCACCUGGGACAAACCUGAGGAGCUCAAAAAGACAGACGUUCAUCUCCAUGUUUCCGUAACAGAAAAAGAAAGUGAGAAGAUCAAGAACCUAACUGUGGAUAUGAUCGAGGCUGAACUCAUGGACAUGGAGGAUGGAAGCUCAAAAAUCGACCCUCCAAAAGAACAAAGAGAGGAGCUGAAAGAGGUCGAGAUGACAGAUCAACAGAAAGCAGCGGUAAAAGCAAAACCUGUGGCUACAACACCCAUCCCUGGCACACCAUGGUGUGUGGUGUGGACAGGCGACGAGCGGGUCUUUUACUAUAACCCCACCUCACGUCUGUCCAUGUGGGAGCGGCCGGAGGAGCUGGUGGGUCGUGCCGAUGUCGAUAAAGCCAUUCAGGAACCACCACACAAAAGAGGCCUGGACAACAGCCACAAACCGGUGCUGGCUAAGGAGGAGCCUGAAUCAACUUUAGCUGAAGACAUAAUAGAUGAUGAACCCAGCAAGACCAAGAGAAGAAAAAUAGAGGAGAAGGAUGUUGACACAGAGAAGGAGGCGGCGAUGGAGGCGGAGCUAAAGGCAGCACGAGAGAGAGCCGUGGUUCCUCAGGAGGCCCGGAUGAAUCAGUUUAAAGACAUGCUGCUUGAACGAGGGGUAUCGGCGUUCUCUACCUGGGAAAAGGAGCUCCAUAAGAUUGUUUUUGAUCCUCGAUAUCUGCUGCUGAAUCCCAAAGAGAGGAAACAGGUGUUUGAUCAGUAUGUGAAGACUCGUGCUGAGGAGGAACGAAAGGAGAAGAAGAAUAAAAUCAUGCAGGUGAAAGACGACUUCAGGAAAAUGAUGGAGGAAGCUAAACUCAGCGCCAGAACAACAUUUAGUGAGUUUGCUUCCAAACACGCAAGGGAUUCACGCUUUAAGGGAGUCGAGAAGAUGAAAGACAGAGAAGCCAUUUUUAUCGAGUUUAUGACGACCCUCAGAAAGAAGGAAAAGGAGAACUCAAAGAACCGGGGAGACAAGGUCAAGCAGGACUUCUAUGAACUUCUGUCAGAUUAUCAUGUGGAUGGUCAGCAGCGCUGGAGCAAAGUAAAGGAAAAGAUGGAAACCGACCCUCGCUAUAAAGCUGUGGAGACUUCAGCAGUCCGAGAGGAGCUCUUCAAGAACUACGUAGAGCGGCUUGCGAAGAACCCAAACUCGGAGAAAGAGAAGGAACUGGAGAAGCAGGCCCGGAUCGAGGCCAGCCUGAGGGAGAGAGAGCGGGCGGUGCAGAGGUUUCGCUCAGAACAGACCAAAGAGAUCGAUCGGGAGCGAGAGCAGCACAAGAGAGAGGAGGCCAUCCAGCAUUUUAAAGCACUCUUGUCUGAUAUGGUGAAAUCAUCAGACGCCAACUGGUCGGAGACGCGUCGGGUCCUGAGGAAGGACCAUCGCUGGGAGUCUUCCUCUCUCUUAGAGCGAGAUGAAAAAGAGAGGCUCUUCAAUGAGCACAUCGAGGCUCUCGCCAAAAAGAAAAAGGAGCAUUUUCGCCAACUUUUGGACGAGACGACAUCGAUCUCCUUAAUGUCGACAUGGAAAGAAGUGAAGAAGCUCAUUAAAGAAGAUCCAAGAUGCAUUAAGUUCUCCGGCAGUGACAGGAAACGCCAGAGAGAGUUUGAUGACUAUAUCAAAGACAAGUAUAUCACGGCCAAAGCAGACUUCAGAACACUGCUGAAGGAGACCAGGUUUAUCACCUACAAAUCACGUAAGUUGAUGCAGGAGUCAGAUCAGCACUUGUCGGACAUUGAGAAGAUCCUGCAGAAGGAUAAAAGGUAUCUGAUUCUGGAGUGCGUGCCAGAAGAAAGGCACAAACUCAUGAUGUCAUAUGUGGAAGAGCUGGACCGCAGGGGACCGCCUCCCCCUCCCACCGCCUUUGAACCUGCCCGACGCUCCACCAAGUGAUAACGUGCGCACUCCUCCCAGAUCAUUUCUUCAUUCCUCUGCACCCCCCAAAUCCACAAAUCACAUUAUGGACUCCCAGAAACCGCAGGAUUGAUCGCUACAGUCCAGAAGGACUCUAGAGCAAGCAGGGCUGUAUACCUCAGAGCGAUGGUUUGGAUGGGAUAAACUGAUCCUGAAAUCACUACUUAGACUUGUUUCGUUCACUAUUCAUACACUCCUGGCCCAGAUGACAUCCGUUUCAUCUGUAACACACCUAACUCAGACAUGUGGAAUAACCAAACAUGGUGAACAUAAGAUACCAAGUAAGUAUUUUUUUUAUCAACUUGAAAGGUUUGUGGCCACAGAGUAUUAAGAACACAUUUCAUCCGUCCAGUCGGAAGGGUUGGGCAGCAUUAGAUGAUGGAAGAGCCUGGUGAUGUCCUGAAAGGUCUGACCUCCCGUUUGUUUUCCCUCCUGUCAGCCUGGUCCUCACCUGACAGUGUUUUUGUUUACCCAUCACAAGAUCUAUUUCCUGUUUUUAGAAACUGUGAUUUGUUGAAAUUGGGGGAUCCUCCCGGUUUCUUGAAGAUUUAUUUGGUCACCCACAGGGAGGAUGAAAGAAGGAUGAAAGCCUCUCUGUGCAUUUGUUAUUUUAACGGAUUGUACAAUGUUUCUAGAUGCUGAAUAUGUACGGAUGUAUUCAUUAGCUUGUUUACAAUGUGUUACGACCGCACUGGCAGGGGACCAUGUCACCUGGCCAGACAGUUUAAUUUAACUGUUCAGAUGUUUCUUAAAAAAAAUCGUGUUUUUUGGACUUGCUUUAUGUACAGCUGAACUUGAAUAAAAGCAACCCAUUUUUUA